AUGCUAUUGUAUCAUUUAAUAAAAAAACUUUCUAUCUAUUCAUCAUUACUUAAUUCUUCUUGUUCUUCAAAUCCUACCGCUGUUAAUCCAAUUCAAAAUUUUAUUCUUUUAAAUAAAACAAAAAGAUUUUGUGAAGCAAAUGAAAUGUGUGCCAAUCAUGGGAGAAAUAAUAAUCAAAUUAUAAAUCUUAUUGGUCAAAAUUAUAAUUUAGCUAUAGAAUGUUUUAAAAAUAAAACAUUUUGGACUAGAAUUAAUCAAAUGAAUUAUCUACAGUUAAAUAAUCCUAAUUAUACGCAUUUGUGGAUAGAUGGUCCAUCUGAACCAUAUUUAAUUCCUAAUUUAGAAUCACAUUUACCUUAUCGUAUAAAGCGUGUACAUAAUGAUGGGUAUGAUGAAAAAUAUAUUGCGUUUUAUAAUCAUUUAGAUGAUAUAUUACAAACUACUUUGCCAAAUAGAACUGAUGAAAUUGAUGUGAUUUGUGAAUUAGAACAAAAUAUAAAUAAAAGUAGAAACAAUGACAAAAAUCAUAAUCAUUUUAUUCAAAUGAAACAAUUUCAUAAGUGUUCAAAUGGAAGUAAAGAAGGAUUAUUUUCUCCAGGGAAAAGUUUUGAUGGCUGUUAUUCAUAUAAUAAUGAGUUAAAUUUUCAAUACUGUGCUUAUAGUUGUGCAAGAGAUGAAUAUUGUCUACGUUUCUACUAUAAUCAUUUAACAAAUGGUUGUAUUCUUACACAAUAUAUCAUAUCUUUAAUUCCAUCUUAUUAUCCGAAUAAUGGAAGUGAAUGGGACUGUUAUUCAUUGAAUAAUGCUAAUUAA
Schistosoma rodhaini is the source of this 813-nucleotide messenger RNA. The record is from the annotation of a GenBank genome assembly. NCBI's taxonomy places the organism in Eukaryota, Metazoa, Platyhelminthes, Trematoda, Strigeidida, Schistosomatidae.